Messenger RNA from Chara braunii, 16352 nucleotides. Lineage: Eukaryota; Viridiplantae; Streptophyta; Charophyceae; Charales; Characeae. The record is from the annotation of a GenBank genome assembly.
GCGGGGGGGAGUUACGGACUGCUCUCCCUCAACCUCCGUCGACAUUUUGGCCACUGCCCCAGCUCGGCAGGGGAGGGGGGGGGCGCAUCGUGUAUCAAGCGGGAAGGCGGGGGGGAGGGGGCAGCAAGUGGGAGGUGUCGCCAUCGUCUGGUAACUACGUUCAUCGCCUCAACGCAGGCCCAGAUCGUAUCCUCACCGUCGAUCUGGAUGAUGAUGCAUUGGAGCUUGAAGGCCGCCACGACGACAACAACGAUGGCGAUUCAAACGACGAAAUCGGGGACCUACUGGCGAGGCAAAACGGGAGAACUCGUCCCCUCAUGGACUGCUGCAUCUGAGGUUAGUUAUAUGAGGCAAGGUUCCGGCAAGAAGAAAGGAGGCGUCCGCGCGAUGAUUGGGGCCGCCGUACGGGGAGCUCGAAUCGAAGUCAGCAAGGCGGGAACACCAUCAGAGCGACUGAAGAUAGCAGCGGUGCUGGGCAUGAUCAUCGUCAAGGAAAUCAUCGGAAUGAUCCUGCUCAUUCCUUACGGAUUACACGCUCUCGGGAUUCACAGAGCGCUGGCGACUCCCGUCAGAACGGCGGAGGAAGGGGGGGAAGGGGAGAGGGAAGGGGAGCGGGAAGGGGAGCGGGAAGGGGAUGGCAGCAAAACGUCAGAGAAAAGAGAGCGAAGUGCGGUAGGAGGACAGAGGAGGCAGAAAGAAGAGGGAACACAUCUGAACGUCGACCAACAGAUGGCAGAGAGCUUGGUAUCCAAUAGCAAUGCAAGGCAACACGUAUCGUCGACAACAAUCCGGCGUAGAGCAAGUUUUCCGCAAUCGCUUCAAGAGCAGAAUGAAGGACUGCAGCUGCAAGGCGGGAACGGUGCCUCGUGUAUGUCCUCCAUGACCUCUGACGUGCGGCGGAGGAGAAGCGGGGAGCUGCGUGGGAGCGUGAGAGGAAGAGGAGGUCGGGAACUGUCAGCCGCAGGACACGUGGGAACCCGAUUGCUCACAUGGCUGGCUCCUAAAGAACGAUCCGUAUCGCUUGUGCGCGAUGUUCGCUAUGGCGUUCGUGAGAGGAACUUGAUGACUAAAAACAGUAGCCAGGCCGUGAAGAAACACUUCAGGGAAGUGGGAAUCAGUGGGCAAGCCUACAAGGGGAACAAAAAACGUGUAUGCAAUUACAACGACAAGCCCAUGGCUGGGACGGGCAACAGGGCAAGGGAACAUUUCCUCAAGGGGUUGAGAUGCAACGUUGAGCGCCUCAGAGGCUUCAGGGACGCGAAGUUCGAAAAUACAAGGACGAAGAGGGUCGAAGUGACAAGGGGCAGGGUCGGGAAGAGGGUGGAGGAGUUGCAACAGGAGUGGCCAACCACUGGCUGCAUGUUGCAGCUUGAUGGUUGGACAGAUCGCCGACAGAGACCACACAUCAACGUGAUGGUCUCCUUCCCUAAAGGCUCCAUCUUUUGGAGAAGUGUGUGUAUGUCACAGCGCAACAAGGACGCCUCAGCAUACUACGCCAUUCUGAAGAGGGCAAUAGAGGAGAUAGGUGCGGAGGCAGUGGUGGGGGCCAUUAUGGACAAUGCUGCUGUUUGCGCAACCGCGGGGCGAAUGAUUGAAGCAGAUUACCUUCACAUCUUCUCUGUCCCGUGCAUAGCACACUCCCUCGACUUGAUGUUCGAGUCUGUCACGAAGAUCGGGUGGGUCGGUGCAAUUAUGAAAAUGGCAUCGGAGCUUGCAAAGUUCUUCACGAACCAUUCGCGGGUGCGGGACCUCCUGAUCCACUACUCCAAUGGAGGUGUAGUGUCAAGACCGGGUGCGACCCGGUUUGCCACAAACUUCAUCAUGCUGUCAAGCCUGCACGGGUUGUAUUUGCCGCGGCGUGCGUGUAUGACAGAUGGCGACUGGAAGCCAGUGAUCGUGCACACUUCGCUGCGCGAUCUGUUUGUGAAGGCGACGCAUUCCAUUUUGGACGACACCUUCUGGGCAGAUGACGAGAAGGUGAUGCAGACGUCCAAGAACCUGCUCAAACUUUUGAAGAAGGUCGAUGGCAUGGGCCCCACCAUUAGCAAGGUGUAUGCCCGUAUGGAAAGCGCAGUGGAGAAACUAAGGGAAAGCAAGCACUUUGUCGAAGCGGAGAAGGACGAACUCGAGGAGAUCAUCAUGCGGCGCUGGAAUGCAAUGACAUCACCGCUAGAUUGUGUUGCGUUGUUCUUGGAUCCGGAAUACAGAGCGUCGCGGCCAGAAACGGAUGCAGAGGUUGCAGAUGGGUUUUGGACGUGGCUUUACUUGUGGGGGCCGCCGAAGCGACACAAGCGAGUAUCUCAGAAAGUUAAACCAGCGGCGGUGGGCCGCGAGCGAUCUCCACUGGAAGGGGUAUCGGAAGAAGAGAUCGCUAGCGAGAUCAAAGAAAGAAAGAGAAAGGAGCCACAACGCCUGACGCAAGAUAGGAUAGCAGGGAUGGACAUCGGAGAUGAAAAUCUGACCCCGCAAGAACGAAAACGAGUGAUAGAGAUUCUAAAAACAUGUGAUAAGGCAAUAGCUUUCAGCGACGCGGAGCGCGGUAGAGUUGACCCUCGAUACGUGAAGCCAGCAAGGAUUUACACCGUACCACAUGUUCCCUGGAAUGACGCGGGAUGGAAGUAUGCCCAGAAGGAGAAAGAGGAAGUUAUUGCUUUCCUGAAAGAAAAGAUGGUUUCCCAUGUCGCGGAACCGUCUGAUAGCGCGUAUGCUAAUCGAUGGUUCUUCUUACGGAAGCCGAAUGGCAAGAUCCGAUGGAUCCAGGACCUUCAGAAGGUCAACGCGGUGACAAUACGAGAUGUGGGCUCGGUACCACACGCCGAUUUGUUAGCAGAAGGCGCUGCAGAGGAAGGGUCUCCUGGUGGGCCAGUUGACACACUCGAAAGAGAAGCAAGACCCCCAAGUCCGUCGUCAAACUUAGAGCAUCAUCCGAUUGUCGCAGCUGUCGGCGCAGAUGCGGGCGUCCCCGUCACAAACAGUGGCGCGGACGCGACAGAACAGCUUGUGGUUGGAACAUCGGCGACAGCACGGCGCGACAGAGCCACUGUUUUGCCGACAGUGGCAUUCUAUGCCAGCGGGAAGAGUACUGGGGGGAUGGAUGAGCAGGGAGUCCGGAAUGUUGGCAGGCCAUCUGCACCGUCUAUGGGGAAACGAUCCAUUGGGAGUGUGGAUGGUGGUCGGCACACCGCCAUGGCCGAGUUUGAGGACCGACACGGGAGUGCUUUGCCGACGAAGACGUCUGAUGUCCAUGCUACGAGAGCCGCAAAGGCGAGUCUUUCUCGGGCAAGGAAGAAGGCCUCGGCAAGGAAGGCGUCACGUUCAUCCUCACAUAUGCGUUCCCGAGAGAGAGGAUCGGGCGUUGUGCAUCUCGAGGACGGAGAGAUUGCACCUGACGGCGACGCAUUGGAUAUUGGAGGGAGGGAUGCAAUGACGGCGGAUAUCGUCGGCAGGGAGGGCACAGGGAAUGCAGUGGCAGGUCAGAAGAGACGCGGCAGUGUACUUAUCGUCCACGACGACAACACAAAUGUCGCCCCGGGAGAGACCACAGGCACUGAUGAUGCAGGGGACUCCGAUUACGUACCCAAACCACGGGCGGAAGAUGGAGAUGAUGGAGGAGGGCGACGAGUGAGACCGAGGACACGACUCGGGCCGCAAGGGCAGCGAGCACAGGGCACACCAUCGGCGAUGAUUCCUGGCCCCAUAGAUCGGCGAGCUCAGGCGCAGCGGUUGCUGCGCAAAAUGGAGGCCACUCUUCAACAGACGCACGGGUUGGACAUCUACGUCCCCAAUGAAUCGGCAAACGGCGACCUGCUGCCAACUGUUGUCUUUGUGCAUGGAGGAGUGUGGGCAAGUGGUGAAAAAUGGCAGUAUUCACCCAUAGGAGUCCGCUUGGCAAAAGAAGGCACUGUGGCAGUGCUUGUUCAGUAUACACUCUUUCCAGAGGUACUUGCAGAUGACAUGAUAAAAGAGGUCUCGCUGGCUCUUACUUGGGUGAUGGACAAUAUAUGCCUCUACAAUGGAAACCCAGAGCGAAUCUUUUUCAUGGGUCACUCCUCAGACCGUGAACUGUCCCACGAAAGCCAAGGGCCCCGCUCAGUCGGGAAAGUGAGCACCGCCGAGAGUGAUGCGACGACACUCUCGACGCCUUCGGAACUGGUUGUAACCUCCCUCGGUUCCAGGACACAUGCGAAAGUCGUAAGUCCUCCCAUUCUUCAUUAUUUCAAGGACUAUGCUGCCCGGCUCGUACCUUCGCUGAAUUCACGAGCCCAAGGACAGGAUGUAUGUGCGGUUUCUUCUCCGUUUGGAAGCAGCGGCAUUGAGUCGUCUUCAAGUGGACCUUCACGGGAUUCGGCGCGUGUGUUCAACAUAGAAGACUUGGACCUGUUGACGCCCGAGGAUUUUGCAUGGCUCCCUCUCCCUUCCACCGGCUGCUUACCGGAGCCGCAAUGCGCAACUCUUAGCGCUCAUCUACAUACAUACCUAGCCUUCUAUGCACCACCAACUUCGCCGACGGAGGACGAAGUCGCGGUGGGGGACAUUCUUGCAUAUGUUAGCAAGGUGGCCCGCGAGUUUCGCACGCAGCGGUACGACGACAACAAUGCACCCCUCCUUUAUGUCCGCAUCCAAGUUGGGCAAGUGUCCUGCAGCGCUUUGCUGGAUAGCGGCGCAACUCGCAACUUCAUAAGCCACUCCUUUAUGCAAAGGGUCGGCCUUGGCCCACAAGUUCGAAGGAAGGCACACCCUAUGGCGAUCAAGUUGGUGGACGGUAGGACGCAACAACUCCUUGACCGCUACAUCGAGGCCGUACCGGUCUAUUUCGCACCUCAUGCAUGCGAACCGGUGAUGUUUGACGUCUUGGACACGGACUUCGACAUCGUUUUGGGCAUGCCUUGGCUUGCAAGUGCGGAUCACACGGUCAACUUCCAUCGGCGGACACUUACGGUCCGCGACGCGUUUGGCGCCGAAGUACCAUGUACCAUCCCUCUUCCGCACCCUUCGAUCCGGUGCCAAGUUGUAACGACCAAAUUUUUUCGGGUCACUUGCUCUUAUGAGCGGGCCGACGAGAUAGGCCUAUGUUUUCUUCGAACCGUCGCGGCAGCCGAAUCUCAACCCACGGACUUGUCUUCGAACCCCUGGGUGGUACGGUUGCUUGACGAAUUCGCUGACAUCUUCGAGUCACCUACCGGCAUGGUGCCGGAUCGGUCGAUCUCCCACGAGGUCAUUCUCGAGGCUGGUGUCGUGCCGCCGAAAGGUUGCAUCUAUCGCAUGAGCAAGGAGGAACUUACAGUACUCCGCGCGCAGCUCGAUGAUUUGUUGGACAAAGGCUGGAUCCGGCCUAGUAGCUCACCCUAUGGUGUACCGGUUCUCUUCGUGCGGAAGAAGAACGAGGAUCUUCGCCUAUGCAUCGAUUACCGCAAGCUCGAUGCACAAACCGUCAAGAACGUGGGACCUCUUCCUCAUAUUGACGACCUUCUGGAGCGUUUGGGCGGCGCAAAUUUUUUUCCCAAGUUGGAUUUGAAGUCGGGGUAUCAUCAGAUUUGGAUACGCCCGCAAGAUCGCUACAAGACUGCGUUUAAGACACGGUACGGGCAUUUUGAGUGGGUCGUCAUGCCUUUCGGACUCACCAACGCCCCAACAACUUUUCAAGUGGCGAUGACCAAUGAGUUCCGUGCAAUGCUAGACCGGUUCGUGCUGGUCUACUUGGACGACAUCCUCGUCUAUAGCCGGACCUUGGAGGAACAUCUCGAGCAUCUUGGACGAGUGUUGGAGAUGCUCCGUCGCGCCAAGUACAAAGCCAACCACGACAAGUGUGAAUUCGUACGUCAAGAGUUGGAAUACUUGGGCCAUUUCGUCACUCCACAAGGCAUCAGUCCGUUGUCGGACAAGAUUCAAGCCAUCCAAGAUUGGCCGGAGCCGCGGAACAUCACGGAUGUCCGUUCGUUCCUUGGCCUUGCCAGCUACUACCAACGUUUCAUCAAAGGGUACUCGAAGAUCGCGACUCACUUAUACAAGCUUCAGUGCGAGGACCGGCCAUUUGACUUUGGGACGGAUGCGCGGGAAUCAUUUUUGGCCCUCAAGGCCGCAUUGCUGUCUGCGGAAGUCUUGCGCAUAUACGACCCGCUAUUGCCAACGCGCGUCACCACAGAUGCGCCCGGCUAUGGCAUCGAUGCUGUCCUCGAACAACAUGAUGGCGUGGACUGGCACCCGGUCAAAUACUUCAGCAAGAAAGUGUCGGUCGUGCACUCAAUCGAUGAUGCACGCAAGAAGGAACUUCUCGCCUUCGUCCACGCACUCAAGCGGGAAGCGAUUGCCAUGGACAUUACCGGGCCGUUCCCCAAGCACAAGACGGGUGUGGAUGGGAUUCUCACGGUAGUUGACCGACUCACCAAGUUUUCCAUGUUUUUGCCUUGCCGCUAUCACGCCAAGGCACCGGAGUUGGCCGAGGUUCUCUACGCCGGUUGGAUUCGAACCAAGGGUUACCCCAAGGAGAUCGUCUGYGACYGCGACACUYGGUUCAUGUCYGAUUUUUGGUUGGCGCUCAUCAAACGAUGGGGCUCAUCCCUCAAGCCGAGUUCGGCUCGCCACCCCCAAACUGAUGGCCAAACGGAGAGGGCACAUCAGACCGCACAGGUCCUUAUUCGCACUCUCAUCUGUCCCGACCAAAAGGAUUGGGUCGAGCGGAUGCCGAAUAUCGAGUUGGCAUACAACUCGUCCAUCCAUCCGGCUAUCGAGAUGUCACCCUUUGAGUUCGAGCAUGGCUUGCCGGUCAAUUCUCCGUUGGACACAAUCAUCCCACAGGCAGUCGAGAGCGACAACCAUCUUCUCUUCAUUCGUCGGAUGCAAGAGCCUCUUGUCAAGGCAUGCGACCAGAUGUCAAAGACGCAGCAACGUAUGCGCCAACAGGCCAACCGCCAGCGUCUUCCCUGCCCGUUCCGAGUCGGCGAGCUCGAAGAAGGCGUGAAGGAGCCCGGCUAUGGAGGAUGGGUGAAGGAAGUGGAGGAGAGAGAAGGUGUGAAGGUGGUUGGCUAUGGUGGAUGGGUGAAGGGGGUGGAGGAGGAAGAAGGUGCGAGGGUAGUUGGCUAUGGUGGAUGGAUGGAGGUGGAGGAGGAAGAGAAUGUGAAGCCGGUUGGUUAUGGUGGAUGGGUGAAGGAGGUGGAGGAGGAAGGUGUGAGAGUAGUUGGCUAUGGUGGAUGGUUGAAGGAGGUGGAGGAGGAAGAAGGAGUGAGGGUGGUUGGCUACGGUGGAUGGGUGAGGGAGGUGGAGGAUGAAGAAGGAGGUGGAGGAGGAAGAAGGAGUGAGGGUGGUUGGCUACGGUGGAUGGGUGGAUGGGUGGAGGAGGUGGAGGAGGAAGAAGGAGUGAGGGUAGUUGGCUAUGGUGGAUGGUUGAAGGAGGUGGAGGAGGAAGGUGCGAGGGUGGUCGGCUAUGGUGGAUGGGUGAAGGAGGUGGAGGAGGUGGAGGAGGAAGAAGGUGCGAAGGUGGUUGGCUAUGGCGGAUGGGUGAAGAAGGUGGAGGAGGUGGAGGAGGAAGAAGGUGCGAAGGUGGUUGACUAUGGUGGAUGGGUGAAGAAGGUGGAGGAUGAAGAAGAUGGGAAGGCGGUCGACUAUGGUGGAUGGGUGAAGGAGGUGGAGGAGGAAGAUGGUGUGAGGGAGGUGGAGGAGGAAGAAGGUGUGAGGGUAGUUGGCUAUGGUGGAUGGGUGAAGGAGGUGGAGGAGGAAGAAGGUGUGAAGGUAGUUGGCUAUGGUCGAUGGUUCAAGGAGGUGGAGGAAGAAGAAGGUCUGAGGGUGCUUGGCUAUGGUGGAUGGGUGAAGGAGGUGGAGGAGGAAGGAGUAAGGGCGGUCGGCUAUGGUGGAUGGGUGAAGGAGGUGGAGGAGGAGAAAGGUGUGAGGGUGGCUGGCUAUGGUGGAUGGGUGAAGGAGGUGGAGAAGGAAGGUCUGAGGGAGGUGGAGGAGGAAGAAGGUGUGAGGGUGGUUGGCUAUGGUGGAUGGGUGGAGGUGGAGGAGGAAGAAGGUGUGAGGGUAGUUGGCUAUGGUGGAUGGUUGAAGGAGGUGGAGGAGGAGGGAGUGAGGGUGGUUGGCUAUGGUGUUUGGGUGGAGGUGGAGGAGGAAGAAGGACAAAAGGUGGUUGGCUAUAGUGGAUGGGUGAAGGAGGUGGACAAGGGAGAAGGUGUGAAGGUUGUUGGCUAUGGUGGAUGGGUGAAGGAGAUGGAGGAGGAAGGAGUGGAGGUGGUUGGCUAUGGUGGAUGGGUGAAGGAGGUCAGCUUUGGUGGAUGGGUGGUGGAGGUGGAGGAAGAAGGAGUGAAGGUGGUCCCUAAGCUUCCGGUCGCGUGUGGGUGCAAGGUCUUCUCCAAGAUCGAUCUCAAGUCUGGCUACCACCAGAUUGAAGUCGAUCCUGCGGACCAGCACAAAGCUGCGUUCAAAACACGUGAUGGGCUUUACAUGUUUACCGUAAUGCCCUUCGGUCUCACGAACGCACCGGCCACCUUCCAAAGCCUCAUGGACAAAGUCCUCCGCGAACAGAUUGGCCGGUUCGUGGUGGUCUACCUCGAUGACGUACUAAUCUUCAGCAAGUCCAUGGAGGAACACCUCAAGCACCUUGAGGAAGUACUGACCAUCCUCAAGAAGAUGCAACUCCAUCUCAACUUAGAGAAAUCUGAGUUUGGGAAGGAUAGUGUCAUCUAUCUUGGGCACCGGUUGUCUGCUGCAGGCCUAGAGCCUGAGACAACCAAGGUGGAGGUCAUACGCAACUGGCCUCAACCCGUGAAUGUUCGCGAACUGCGCUCUUUUCUUGGUCUCGCGUCAUACUAUCGAAAGUUUGUACCCCGCUUCUCCAUUGUUGCGCAUCCAUUGUCUCAACUGACAAGUAAGAAUGUUCCCUAUUCCUGGGAUACCACGUGUACGAACGCCUUUCAAGCUUUGAAAGACGCCUUGGUAAGUUACUCUGUACUUCGCAUUGCAGAUCCCAAACUGACAUUCGUAGUUACUACGGAUGCAAGUCAGUAUGGAAUCGAUGUAGUGCUCCAGCAAGAUGACGGCGAUGGCUUGCGGCCGCUCGAAUUCUACAACAAACGCAUGCCCAACGUAAAGGUAGCCACUUCCACCUCCAUGCGCGAGCUUUAUGCUUUGCGUAUGGCUUUGAGCCAUUGGAAGCACUAUCUUUUGGGAUGCCACUUUAAAGUGUUCUUAGAUCAUGACACCCUGAAGUGGAUCAAGGAGCGAACUACCCUGUCCCCUACGUUAAUUCGCUGGUUCCAUGAAAUUGACAUCUUUGACUUCGAGUUGAGACACAAAAAGGGUUGUUAUAAUCGAGUCGCUGACGCAUUGUCCAGCCACCCUGAGUACAUGACUUGCCUUGUGAAAUCCUACGACCUCCGGAAGAAACUAAAGGAGGAGCUCGUAGAGCAUACAGCCAAGGAUCCGGAACUUAGUCCCAUCCUUGAACGGCUGCAUCUCGGUUGGCAGAUCCGUAAUCCGCUCUUCUACCUAUUCCCUGAGCAGCCAGCUGGCUUAACACCCGGCAAGCCUGGCUUCAGGGCCAAGUAUGAUCGUUUGCUCAAGAUUGCCAUUGCAGACAUGACCAAUCUCCUAGUCUAUUACGGACCGUGGGAAGUUUUGGAUGUGAUUGGCGAAGACCACUUUGGCCCUUCGUACGUAGUUGAUGUGCCAGCCCAUCUGCGCACAUACCCCGUGUUCCAUGCAUCGAAACUGUACCUCCACCGUGAUGCUACGACGUUCGACUAUCGCGAAAACAUGAUCACUCGUGCGAUCAAAGGCGGGCGUGAGAUAAACGGAAUCAAACAGCACGUAGGGAAGGGACGCAACAAACCGUACCAGGUUCACUUCAUGUAUCACCCAUUAGACGAUCUGUAUUGGAUUUCCAAACAGGAACUGCUACAUGUUGUGAAAGAAGCAUGGACGGGACGUGGUGGGACCGUGGACGGGGCAGAGAAGCCGAUCGUGUUGAAGGGCACGGGUGAGGAGGUCGGUGAAGGACAUCGGUGGCUUGUAGUCGACAGCGGAUGCAAUGUCCUUUUGGCAGACCCGCAUGAAGCGGGAGAUGAAGACGUUGUUGCUGAUCUAGUCGUGGGGAAUGUCUUGGCGGAGGGUACAGACAUAUUGGACGAAGCGGUCGGUGGGGCUGUUUUGGCGAAGCCUGCAAAAUUGGUCAACGUAGUCGUCGAUUGUCUUUUGCGAGCGGAAGGUGGCGGAGAGGAGGGAGGCCCACUCGAGCAAGGAGAGGGGAGGCGUGUGUGCACGUCCCGCAUGCUGAUGCGGUCUGGAACAGUGAAGCCUAGCCCUACACCUGCGGAGCAGGCAGAAAUAGACCACAAGCUGGCAGAUAAGAAAAAGGAGAAAGAAGCAAAGAAAAAACAGAAAGAAGAAGAAGCAAGAAAGAAAAUGAAGGAAAAGAUGGAGAGAGAGUUGGAAGAAGAAUUGAAAAGUAUACAAGAAGAAGAAGAAGAACAACAAGAGGAAGUGAAGACUUUAGUAAGACGUCGUCCUAUUGACAUCCCGGAGAGUAGUACAACACAAAAACCUCCCGUUGAGCCCUUGAAUUGGGCUAAUCAAUACUACUACUCCAGCGAAUUACUGAAAGAGUCGGAAGAAGAAUGUGAUGUGUUCCUUGCCAAGCUGGCCAUGGUGACAGAUACCGUUGAGCGAAACCUGAUGAUGGAAGAAAAAAGGGAUGAGUUGCACAGUAAAUUGCUAGCAACUAGAAGACAAGAAAUUGAUGAAAAGAAAAGACUGCAGGCAGAAGGGGAAAGAUUGCAAAAGGCCUUAGAAGCCCAAAAGGAAGACCCCUCUGCAACUGAAGCUCAGCUAGCGUUACUGAGAGAAGCAGUGCUUAACACGAGACAAGAUAUGAACCUAAUGCGCCAGACCCUACAAAGAGUUGAAACGCAUCGGGUUGAAUUCGAAACCGUCUGGAAUAACUUCUUAGAGAAGUCUGCUAAGGAUGUGGACCAUCAUGUUCAGACAUAUAUUCAGGUUUUAGAUGACCACGUCAGUAAGACAUUCACUCUCGAAGUUAUAGAGAAGAUCAUGAAAGGAGCGGGAGGUGGCGGAGACGAUGGUGAUGACGACGGUGAUGGUGACAAGAAAGGAAAGAAGAAGAUUGGGGAUCCACAGGACAAACCUUCUCAGGAAACCGGGCAGGGUAACAAGAUAAAGCUCAAACUGCCAUGGACCUACAAUGGAAAGAAAGAAGAGAGUAUGUUGCACUGGGCGGCGGCAAUUGAAACUUAUGUGUAUGGACAGCGAAUUCCGUACUGGGACAGGGUGUUGAUGGCAACUUCGUGCAUGGGAGGCGACGCCAUAAGCUUCGCCAUCUCGCUGCAAAAGGAGGCGGGAUGCAGCUCCAUGGUAGAAUAUUUGCAGCAAACGCGAAUCGAAGAUUUCCUUAAGUUAAUAAGAGAAAAAUUUGAGGACAAAAACUUGGCAAGACGUACAAAAAUGUUGAUCCUCAGCCUUCCUGACAGGAAAUGGAAGAGUACCUCUGCGCUAAAGGCAACUAUGGAUGAACUAUUGCAAUGCCCUGAUCACGGGUUGACGCCAGCCCAAAUUCUGAACAGUUUUGCACGAGCACUCCCGGAUCCCCUAAGAACACAACUCUAUCCCCGUACCAAGGAAGAGGGGACGACAUAUGAGAAGUUUGGCAAGAUCGCCAUAGAUCAUGCCGGCUUCCUCGCAAAUUAUUGUCAUUACUGGAAGGAUCUACAAGCGGCACCGAGGCCAAUUGGACGACCAACACUCUCGUUCUCAAAACGAAGUGUGGAUAUCAUAGGUACUACCGCGGCACCACGCCCCGACCCUCCUCCCCCGGAGCUUUCCGUGCCCACACCAUCUCCUACUAUCACCGUCACCUCGCCUCGGCAGUUCGCUCACUUCAUCCGACAGGACGACGUCACCUUCUUUACGGUGAACGUUACGGAUCUCUUGGAUUAUGGUCCACCCUGUCCCGACGUCGAGCUCAUCUCUCUGAAGCCAGAUCCUCCUUCGAUCUCCAUGGCUCCCAUCUCUACUUCCGUCCCUCCGCCGUCCGUGCACUAUGAUCCACCCUGUCCCAACGCCGAGCUCAUCUCUCUAGAGCCAGAUCCUCCUUCUAUCCCCAUGGCUCCCAUCUCUACUUCCGUCCCUCCGCCGUCCGUCGAGUCCACCCCGCCGUCGCUCGCUGACGCUGACGUUGAGGAACUCGCACGCUAUACGGCCGACCUGGAGCCCGCAGUUCGUGACCUCAUUCGAGAGUACCACGACGUUUUCCCAUCGUCGUUCUCGUACGUCGGCAUCCCACCGAUGCGCGACGUCGAGAAUUCCAUCCAACUUAUGCCUGCCUAUCGUGUUCACCACCAGGCACCCUACAAACUCUCGAUCCCCGAGGCCACCGAACUCAAGCGUCAGCUUGAGGAGCUCCUGAGACUGGGUUUCAUUAAACCCAGCAACGCCCUGUGGGGUGCACCCGUCCUCUUUGCGGAUGGAACUCUUCGUCUCUGCAUCGACUAUCUCGGCCUCAACCGCUACACGAUUAAGAACAACUACCCCAUGCCUCGUUCCGAUGAGUUGUUCGACCGCCUAGCAGGCAACCGCUUUUUUACGAAGAUUGAUCUUCUUAACAGUUACCAUCAGAUCCGCGUCGUUGCAGCGGACCAGCCGAAGACAGCGUUCCGAUCGCGCUUCGGCCACUAUGAGUUUACGGUGAUGCCAUCCGCCCUCACCAACGCACCCGCUACCUUCCAGAGGGCGAUGAACGACAUCUUCAGGGACAUCCUGGAGCACUACGUUCUCGUCUACCUCGACGAUAUCCUGGUCUACAGUCGUACCCUUGAGGAGCAUCUCAGACACCUCCACGACGUCCUUGACCGCUUGCGCAGACAUGGCUUCUACGCCAAGCUGAGCAAGUGUCGCUUUGCCCAUCACAAAGUGGAUUUCUUAGGACACUACGUGUCUGACCAGGGUCUCCACAUGGACGACGUGAAGAUCACUGCUAUUGCGGAGUGGCUCAUCCCCACAUCCGCCAAGCAGCUUCGCAGCUUCCUAGGCCUCACUAGCUACUAUAGAGCUCAUGUAUCAGCGAUGGUGCUCUGGCAGCGUGCAAUACACCAGCUGAAGCAUGGGGCCAGGAGCUUGGAGCAAGAGGACGGUAUUGAGAGAACAACCAGAGAUUUGCAAGGGAGCGAUGCCACAGAGGACUCCGAAUUUAGAAUCUGUGAAAGGAUGCCUGCGCGCGGAGAGGUGAACGAAGAGACGUAUGAAAGCCAAGGGGCAAAGGAUCAGAAUGGUCAUGGGAAAGUUGCUGGUGCAUACAGCUCACAAACAGGAGAGCAAAUUGAUAGCCGGCAACCGUACUGCUUCCUGGGCCUCUCGGGUGUAUACGACAUAGGCCGUCACUAUGCCUUUGAGCAAAGGAGAGGAGUUGCAGGGAUCUCCUGCAUGCGGCCAGCCAUUGGUGGAGUGGACAAGUUCGAUGCCUUUUCCCCGAGCCUCCUCUUUGCCUUGAUGGGAUCGAUGCAGAUAUCCAAUGGCAAUGGCUGUACACACUGUACUCCAUGCACUGAACCUGCCAAGGACCAUGUCAAGUCCACAUUGCGCUCAUUAAGGGGUGAAAAAUCUGCAGCACACUCAAAGAAGAACCAGAUGCGCCUGUACUCUUACAUGGAUGAUCUUCCCGGGGCUCGUGCUGCUCGAAAGGAAAACCCUGCACUAGAUGGAAGGCCUAUCAUUUCCACACCCAGGCCGAGCACAGAGAAGGCCGUUAACACCAACCGACACUCAGAUUACCAGAGGUUUGACAGUUCAAGGGCUACCUGUGUUGUGCCACCCUGCCUGCUCCUCUGCAGCCCUGGAGAUAAGACUGUGCCCGUGGACUCGAGUCUCGCACUUGAGAAGGCCCUUCUGCGAAUUGGCUGCCAUGCCAAGGCUAUCCUUUAUGAUGAUUUGGGGCAUACGGAUUUCUCAAUUUGGGGAACAAAAACACAUUGUAAGACAAUUGACGAGCUCGGUCCGCAUGUGAGUGACAUUUUGGAUGUGGUGAGUGAACGGAUUCCUCUGGACUCAAUGUGCUGGGACUGACAUGCUAGCUGCAGCCUUCUGGGUACUAGAUUCACUAUCAUGCGCUCCGUUCACAGACAAUGUCCACUUGAAUCAAGUUGAACGUAGUGUAACCUCCUGCAAUACAGUUUUGCUUGCCACCAUUUACGGUAAUGGAGCAUGGAAGGAGCCGGUUAGACUCGAUAUCUUGGGUCUGAAGUGCAAAGGCCAGUUACCAUGUGUGAAAGCCAAAACACUGGAUCAUACUCUCCGAAGUAAUGGACUUGAAAGUAGUAUAGACUCCAGCGCAAUUCAGUUAUUGGAGAAGUCCAACUUAUCCUGUUCAUGUCUCGCACAUCAGCUGGCGGCACAUUUUGUUGGCCUGCGAUAUGGUUUAGUGCUACUGCUGGGUAACGUCCUGCUUUCUCCGGGACAUAAGGAUGCUGCUACUUUCUAAAGGUCACAAAGCUGCUGCCAUGCACCAUGUUUGAUUCCCUAUUGUGGAGUUCAGGGUUCGUUCAACAGCACCACAUGGUUCGUUUUUCUGCACGCUUUGCUCUCACUGAGUCUGCUGUGAUAGUUAUCAGGGGCGUGCCUUUCGUGCACUUUUAUGUGAUCUGGGAUGGCAAUCAGCGCUAACGAAGGUUGAUGUAUGUGGCUGGUAGAUAGCCAGGAAGUUUGUGCAACCUGGUACGCAAGCCGGCAGGCAUUCCAAGGGUAGGCCGAUAUGGUCCUCUGUGUGAGUUCCUCCUGUGGCCAAGAUUACUGAUUGUGAAGAAUGCCAUUCAACCCCUGCUGUGAUUUGCAGGAACUUGCGUAUAGCGCUUCUCUCAUGGGCUUUAAAAAGUGAUGUUGCACUGUUGACACACAGUGUGGCAAUCUGCCAGCUGUUCAGAAGGAUAUUGCAGAGUGAUUGGUUGGUGUGUUGGGGAAAUCUUCAGUGUAAAGGAGGUCGGCAAAAACGUAUUGGCUGUCCAGGCUGUUGACAUCAGGUAUCUGAUGUGAGCUGGAGGGUUUCCAAGAUAAAUGGACAAUUGAUGGACAUCAUCUUCAUGCGUAUGCAUGUUACCUUGCUGCUGGACUCAAUGGCGAAAUCAUAUGACGACGGUCAGGGGGAGGAGAGGUCUGAAACGAUGGUGAGGAGAACUGAAAACAACGAAAUGACAGUGAUAGGGAGAGGCAGGUGUUUGAUUGCAGGGUUAUCCCUCAUAGUUGGAGAGAAAAAGAAAACAAAAACAUAGCAGUGAUAAGGAGAGGCUAACGGUUGAUGUAUGACAGCUGUGAGUCUAAAUUUCAAAGCUCAUUGUGUGGACUGAUGGAACCAGCGUUGCUGUUCUUGUGUGGGAGCAGCACCUGCGUGUGUGGUCGGCAUUUAGAGAACGUUUUUAGUUUGUGUGCUUGGUUAUCUGAUAGAGACUGAGGAACUAGUUGUUUGAUGAUGUAUGACAGUUGAUUGUGUCAGUUAAAUUUUUAAAGCUUAUUUUGCGAACUAAUGGAAGCAGAGCUUCUGUUCUUGUUUGGAAACAACGUCUGCAUGUGUGGUCAGCAUUUAGAGAAGAUCUGUCUUUAGUUUGUGUGAUUGGUUAUCUGACGGAGCCUAUGCUACUGUGCCACAGGGGAGCUUUCAUUGCACCGACCAUGAUUAGUAUUUAUCCACCCCCGGACCAGAUAACGUUUAUCCGAUGGAGAAGAUUUGGAUCCAUAUCAUCGGCAGAUUGGCCACAGUUGGGUAGAGAUCCUCUGAUUUAGAGAUUAUCUUCAUACAUGAGACCCCGGUGUCCAAUGGUGUUGUUUCAAGUCAGUCGGUAAGAAAAGACGAGCAUAGGAUACAGAACGGUUUUUGCGGUAAUUUAGUAUGUAGAGGUUAAUCAUAACGUUUUCAUUACCUGUCCCAUGUGCUAACCCUGACGAUGGCCGUUUUGGCGAGCCGGCCAAAACACGUGUCGGGUCUUCGCCAUUGUCCUUCAUGUCCAUGGCGCUGUGCACCUAAUUUUGACCUGUUGGCUGUUUUUUACUGAAUUCUAUUUGGUCCGACUCCCGCUCAGGGGUAACUAUGUUCUCCCUUUUGUUCUUUUCUCCCACCUCUCUGCUUUUUUAUUUCCGGUGUGAGUUUUGUCCCUUGCAUGGCUUUAGUCUAUCAUUCUUUUGAAUAUACAGUAAGGAUGAAACCACAUACCUCAGUAUCAGUUCCACAGCACCAUCUGGUAAGUGAGAUGACUGUAAGGGUCUUGUUAUCUGGCAGGCACCAACGUAACAAACUUGAUUAUUAUGGCCAAAAUCAGCAAACUGGACUGAAGGUAGCUUGUAAGGAAUGAUAAACUCCCUUUGACUGG